CAUUGGCAACCUCCGAGUUCCUCACUAAUAUCUAAUUCAAUUCAGUCAAACUUUUCACAUUUUAAUUUUGCCUCACCAAACAAUUUAAAGACUGAAGAAUUGUUCUGCAAAAUUGAAUGUCUAACUCCUAUUAUUCCUCCUUCAUCUUAAUUCUUGGUUAAAUACUUUAGAGAUUAGAAAUUCAAAGAAUUCAUCAAUGGCACAACCUCCUAUAUUGUCAAACGCUUUGCCUUCUGAAACUGGCCGUGUUCUUAGCAUUCAGUCUCAUACUGUUCAGGGUUAUGUCGGCAAUAAGACGGCUGUGUUUCCGCUUCAACUUUUAGGAUAUGAUGUAGACCCCAUCAACUCCGUUCAGUUCUCAAAUCACACAGGAUAUCCGACAUUUAAAGGCCAAGUUUUGAAUGGGAAAGAAUUAUGGGACUUAAUAGAAGGUCUGGAAGCUAAUAACCUGUUGUUCUAUACCCAUCUAUUGACAGGUUAUAUUGGUUCAGUCUCAUUUUUAAACACUGUAUUGGAAGUUGUUACUAAACUACGGUCUGUGAACCCUGGACUUCUAUAUGUUUGUGAUCCCGUACUGGGUGAUGAAGGAAAGCUUUAUGUCCCGGAAGAGCUAAUAUCAGUAUAUCGAGAAAAGGUUGUACCUGUUGCAUCAAUGCUGACACCUAACCAGUUUGAAGCUGAAUUGCUCACUGGUUUAAGGAUUGCAUCAGAACAAGAUGGGAGGGAAGCUUGUAGGAGACUCCAUGCAGCUGGACCUUCUAAGGUUGUCGUCACAAGUAUAAAUAUUAAUGGCGAUCUCUACCUUGUUGGAAGCAGUAAGAAAGAAAAGGAUGAUGCUCCGGAACAAUUCAAAAUAAUGAUACCGAAAAUUCCAGCAUAUUUUACAGGAACAGGAGAUUUGAUGACUGCAUUAUUUCUCGGAUGGAGCAAUAAAUAUCCUGAUAAUCUCGCGAGAGCAGCAGAGCUUGCAGUUUCAAGCAUACAGGCUCUUCUACAACGAACGAUACAAGACUACAAACUUGCAGGAUUUGACCCCAAGACGAGUAGUCUAGAGAUCCGACUGAUUCAGAGCCAAGAUGAUAUCCGCAACCCCCAAAUCAAGUUUAACGCCGAGAAGUAUAGUUAACGUUCGUUUAAUUCACUCCCGGACACUGUAGUUAUGAAGAAGUCAAUUUCUGGUAUUUAAUAUGACACGAGAAGUGUUCAAAUUGUUUGUUGACAGCGGAAAGUACAGCUUCGUACGAGGAGUUGUUCAAUGAGGUCCAGAAGCUAUUUUCUCGCAUUUCAUACUUCUCGGAAAGUUAUGUUUUCGGUCAUUCUGCUCAAUCAAACAAACUUCCAAUUUCUUGGUUCCCUCGUAUCACAACUUCAAAUGAUUUUCCCGUAUUAAUCAGACGUUUGGCACAAAAGCUUAUUAUGGAUCACAAUUGUUUUUCCGAAACUUCCCUAAAGGUCCAAAGGCAAGGGCUUUUCUUAGAAAUGUAUUUUUAGCAUUUUUUGAUUGUAAUUUAUUCAUGUACAACAAGAUUACAUGCUAUAAACGUCUUGAUUUGCUCAUUUAAAUUUGAUUGGGAAAUUUUAAUCUUAAAAAUUUGAUUUUUAUU
Molecule: messenger RNA, 1604 nt
Organism: Amaranthus tricolor (Joseph's coat)
Lineage: Eukaryota; Viridiplantae; Streptophyta; Magnoliopsida; Caryophyllales; Amaranthaceae
Product: pyridoxal kinase-like
Exons: 13
Coding region: 197-1126 (309 amino acids)
Biological process (GO): pyridoxal 5'-phosphate salvage
Cellular component (GO): cytosol
Molecular function (GO): pyridoxal kinase activity
Source: RefSeq, a predicted model, not a curated record